This is a messenger RNA of Humulus lupulus (European hop), 1992 nucleotides long. RefSeq lists its product as uncharacterized. The record is from RefSeq and is a predicted model, not a curated record. Bases 1 to 1992 code for a protein of 663 amino acids. NCBI's taxonomy places the organism in Eukaryota, Viridiplantae, Streptophyta, Magnoliopsida, Rosales, Cannabaceae. The transcript is spliced from 3 exons.
AUGACUAAUCUUCCUACCGAUCCUGGGUUGCGACCACCAAUUUCCAAUUACCACCCAAAUAUUCAAGAUGAAAUUCGUAGACAUUAUCUACAGCAAGGGCCUUGUCAAUCAAGAAGUCAUGAAUUUCCUAAGAAAUUCUAUGGAGCAAAGGAAUGUCGAUUCAACAUUGCAUGGUUUGAUCAAUUUUCUACUUGGUUGGAAUAUAACAUAAGUAAGAAUUCUUCAUUUUGUCUGUGUUGCUAUCUUUUUAAAUCAAGCAUUGGAAAACAAGCUGGUGGCAACACAUUUGUUAGUAAGGAUUUUUCAAAUUGGAUGAAAAUGAGCCUACUCGAAGCCCAUGUUGGAAAUCACAAUAGUAGUCAUUACAAGUGUUACAAAAAAUGUGAAGCUUUAAUGGAUGGAAAACAACAAAUUGAACACAUUUUUUUAAAGAAGAACAUCAAAGAUCGAAUAAGUUAUCGUGUUCGAUUAAUUGCUUCAAAUGAUUGUAUUUGCUUUCUUGUACGACAAGGUCUUGCAUUUCGUGGUCAUGACGAGUCCCAAGAGUCUAAUAAUCAAGGUAACUUUCUCGAACUUCUAGCAUUUCUUGCUAAUCAUAACGAGGAAGUUAGAGUUGUUGCUUUAAAAAAUGCUCAUGAGAAUCUUAAACUAACUUCGCCAAAGAUUCAGAAGGACAUUGUAAACGCUUGUGCUAUGGAAACAAUUAAUGUUAUUAUUAGAGAUAUAGGAGAUGUUGUUUUUUCUAUUUUAGUUGAUGAAUCUCGUGAUGUAUCCAUAAAGGAACAAAUGGUCGUAAUGUUUCGUUAUGUGGACAAGAGAGGGUGUGUGAUUGAGCGAUUCAUCGGUAUUGAACAUGUUCCUAAUACCACUACGAUCUCACUUAAGAUAGCAAUUGAUAAGUUGUUUUCAAAGCAUGGAUUGAGCAUAUCCAAAUUACGAGGUCAAUGGUAUGAUGGAGCUAGUAACAUGAGUGGAGAGUUUAAUGGUUUGAAAAGUAUUAUCAUGAUGGAGAAUGGAUGUGCUUUUUUUGUCCAUUGUUUUGCUCAUCAACUACAAUUUGCACUCCUGGAUGUGGCAAAGAAACAUGAUUUAAUAGGUACUUUUUUCACCGUAGUGUCUAAUGUGGUGAAUAUUGUUGGAGCCUCAUCUAAGCAUCGUGACAUUCUCCGGGAAAAACAAGCUCUCAAAGUCAUCGAAGCCUCAAAAGGUGGAGAACUUUUGAGUGGAAGAUGCCAAAAUCAAGAAAGUGGAAUUAAGCGUCCAUGUGAUACACGUUGGGGAUCACACUUUGGUACUUUGGUAAGCUUUACUAUCAUGUUUUCGUCUAUUAUUGAUGUGCUUGAGGAAAUUACAAAUGAUAGAUUGAAUAGUGAGCAAAAAUAUGAAGCAUCUAUUGUGUUACAAAUGGUGCAAACAUAUGAUUUUGUCUUUAACUUGAAUUUGGUGAAGAAUAUUCUUGGGAUCAUAAAUGAGUUGUCACAAGUCUUACAAAAAGGGAAAGUUAAUCCGUCCCUUGCUCAACUUUAUCCAUAUGAUUUUUCUACAAUGGAUAUAAAGGUACUAGAAUAUCAACUUCAAACCUAUGUUGAUGAUAUGCGUUCUCAUGUCAAGUUUUCAGCUUUGAAAGGGAUGGUUGAUCUUUCUAAGAAACUAGUUGAGACAAAAAAGGAUAAGGUAUAUCCAUUGGUUUAUUUGCUUAUUAAAUUGGCAUUAACGCUUCUAGUUGCAACAUCUUCGGUAAAAAGAGCAUUCUCUGCAAUGAACAUUGUGAAGAAUCAAAUGCGCAACAAAAUAGGAGAUCAAUGGUUGAAUGAUAGCCUCAUUGUGUAUCUUGAGAAUGAUGUAUUCAAUGCUAUUGAUAAUGAGCCUAUUAUUCAUCGUUUUCAAACACAUGAAAUCCCGUCGAGGACAACUUUAAAUGUACGAGCUGAAAAAUUGAUUCAUUAUGCUAAAAUUUCAAGACAAUGUGUACUAUUUUUAAGUAAUGCUUGA